Cetraspora pellucida is the source of this 807-nucleotide messenger RNA. The record is from the annotation of a GenBank genome assembly. NCBI's taxonomy places the organism in Eukaryota, Fungi, Glomeromycota, Glomeromycetes, Diversisporales, Gigasporaceae.
AUGUUUAAUUACUCUCUAGAUUUCUCGGAAAUUCAAGAUGAGUCUGAAUAUAUCCUUGAUCAAUCUAAAGCUACCCUUAGUCAAUCAAUCUAUCAUUUUUGCAAUGUUUUGAUGGGCAUCGGAAUCCUUUCAUUACCUCUCGCAUUUAAAUAUACAGGAUGGAUUAUUGGGCUAUCAUUAUUAUUUUUCUGCAUGGUAGUUACAAAUUACACUGCAAAAUUAUUAAUAAUAUGUUUAAAGUAUAAAGAAGGACUUUAUACAUAUCCUGACAUAGCUGCGAUAGCAUACGGAGAAAUUGCAAGAUUUAUUAUAUUUGCUUUAUUCGCAUUAGAACUAGUUGUAAUGGCACUUGCUUCAGUAAACCUAAUUGGUGAUUCUUUAAACAUGAUAUAUCCUGACAUAUCUAUUGUAUCUCUAAAAAUUAUUUCUUGGAUGGUGCUAGUACCAUUAACGUUAAUUGACAUUAAAUAUCUCUCAUAUGUUUCAUUUCUUGGAAUAUUAUCGUCAAUAGUUUUGGUGUUUGCAAUAAUAAUUGAUGGGGUUACAAAACCUGAACAACCUGGAAGUUUACUCAAUCCUGUGGAAACUGAAUUAUUGCCUAUCAAAUGGGCAUCUUUACCUUUGAGCUUUGGAUUAAUGAUGGCGGGAUUUUCAGGACAUGUUACAUUUCCUUCAAUAUAUCUAAAUAUGAAAGAACCUAAUAAAUAUCAGACAGUGGUAAAAGUGUCGUACACCGUUAGUACUGUUGUCUAUAUUCUAAUAGCUGUGUGUGGUUACUUAAUGUUUGGAAAUCAGACAAUGCCAGAA